Messenger RNA from Symbiodinium necroappetens, 546 nucleotides. The record is from the annotation of a GenBank genome assembly. NCBI's taxonomy places the organism in Eukaryota, Dinophyceae, Suessiales, Symbiodiniaceae.
AUGGCAGCCGCCGUGGGCCAAUUCGUUUUGCAGUGGCUCUUCGAGGCCACCUAUCCGCUGCACGCGGAGUUCACGGAGCAGCCGCAGCCGCUGCGCCGCCGGGAGCUCCGCUGGCAGUGCCGCCAUGACUACGCCGUGUGGGGACGAACCGUCCUGCAGUGCCUGCUGGCCGGCGGGGUGCCGCAGCACCGUCGCCUCGAGGUGCGCCUGCAGCUGCAGCGCGCGGGGCGGCUGGCCGGCGUCUGCGAGGAGAUCCAGAUGCGCGACAUCCUGCGUGCGAGCUGGAUCCUGGAGCGGCCCAUCGCUCCGGCGAGCUGGUGCCUUGGAGCGCUGGGCUUCGUGGGAGAGACCGAGGAGUACCUCCAGCUGGUCGACGCCUCCAUCCGCGACCGUCCCGCCGGCGGCCCUGAGCUUCCGGUGGACGAGCCUGUCGAGCAGCCGCCGGGCUUGCUCCAGGCCACGCUGCGCAUGGAAGAGAUGAUCCAGGCUCACCUGGAAGACGACGACCUGGAGGUGGUGCUUGUCGAAGAGUACGAAGACGAGUGA